CCGGAUCAUUGACGUCAGGAGGCUGCUGAAAAGCCAUCUUUGUUACGAGCCGAGGGACGGAGCAGCCGCGAGAACCCUGUUGAAUAUCCAGAAACUCGAGCGUGAGUCCGAAAGAAGCAGGGAAUUUUUUUUAAAAAAUGUCAGUCCCAUCCCAGGCUGCUGCUGUUCCUGCUACAGGAGGGCCAGGAAAUCCUGGAGAUGGAGGACCAGCACAACCAGUCAAUACCACCAGCAACAGAAGGCUGCAGCAAACACAGGCUCAAGUUGAUGAGGUGGUGGACAUCAUGCGAGUGAACGUGGACAAAGUCCUUGAGCGAGAUCAGAAGCUAUCAGAGCUCGAUGAUCGUGCAGAUGCUCUCCAAGCUGGGGCAUCACAAUUUGAAACAAGUGCUGCUAAGCUGAAGAGGAAGUAUUGGUGGAAAAACUGCAAGAUGAUGAUUAUACUUGGAGCAAUUUGUGCAUUCAUUAUCAUCGUUAUCAUAAUUUAUUUCUGCACCUGAGGAGAAAGGUCCGACUGAAGAUGCAGCUCAGCUUUGUUCUCGUCAGCCAUAUCUUCUCCAGUGUCAGAUAUUAUUAUUUAUUAAUCUCUGCUUAUAACCAUGGUUGUUUUUAUUUUGUCUUUAAGCUACCCGAAUUAUUCAAAAGGGUACAUUGAUCGAUAUCUAAAUCUGAAUAACAAUUUAACCAGCUAUUUACUGCCGAAUAGUUAUGUAUGUAGCUUCAUGUCUUAAACAUUCCUAGAUGAAACUAGCACAAUAUAGUUUGGCCUUCAAUAGUUGGAUCAUGUUUCUGAAUAUAUCUCUGACCUUUUUCUGAGUUGUCCGGUCAUUUGGAGGUAACUGUCUGAAAUGCCUGAAGCCUUAAAAACCACCAAAACAAAAUCCCAGACUUAAAUUGUACAAUAUAAAAUCACGAGAAGUUUGUAAUAUCUUUGGAUCUGAAGAUAACAUUUCUAGAUUUAAAAUGACUCCAUUGUUACAUUGCAGGUUUUACACACUGAUACAAAAUCAAAAAUUAAGGCUCAGUGUUAGCACUAUGAGCCUAACAACAUCUGAGUGAUAAUGUUAAGCAGACUAUUCCAUGUUUGGAGCAGUCUCAUAUAUCAGAUAAAAUAAGUCACUGAAACUUUAAAUGAUAAAAGUAUAACAAGGUCAACUUUAGGCUAAGUAAGGGUAAUUGCAUGACCAUAACCUUCAGCACGCAACAAACGGAUUUUUUUUUUGUUUAGGAUAUGUGAACAUUUUGUGGGUUUAGGGAUUACAUCAAACAGUAACUGGUUUCUCAGUAGAAAUCUAUCCCAAAUUGUCUGUAGUCAGUACACCAUGUGGAAUGUAUCAAACUUCUAACAAGGCACACCCAGUUCCAAAAAUCCUUUUGGAGAAAGGAGAAAAUAAUGAUCCAAAUUGUACAUUCCAGAAGUUUGACUACAAAUGCUGCCUUCACAAUCGGAGCAGAGACAUCCUUGAAUUUUUGUGACAACAAUCACAACCAAUUUAUUUUCAGUCUAUUAUCACUUCGAAGCUGCCCAAAUCCAAAAUUCAAACUCUCAUUUAAGACUGAAAUCACAUAAAUUGGGCACAGGGAAUAUUUAAGGUGCAGUAAUUUCUUCUAAUCGUUUGUAUUCCUUUUUAUCCCCAGUACAACAUUCUGACGGAUUAAGGUCAGCUGCUUUUUCCACCCAUCUUGUCCUUUGUUAUCAUUUUAGGAUUUAAACCAGGACUGACAGAUGUCAAUCUGCACAUUAGGUCAGUGAUAGUGAAGUUACUAAUCUACCGCCCAUCUACAGCAUAAUGUAGACAUUUUUUUGUGUAUUGGCCCCUCCAAUACCAAUUCCUGUCACAAUAUAGUAAAAAAGGCACUAGUACCGAGAAGCAUCCAAGUAAUGAACAAGUGUUUUUGGCCAUUUUAUCCAGACUGAUCCAUCAUAGACAGAGUUGAUGCCCGUAAAAUGCUAUGAAUGAUGUGGGCAUCUGUCUGUAUCAUGUUCACGACCCAAACCAAGGACUUAAUAGGUUCAGUUCUACAUGUGACAAACUCAGCCUGGACUUUAGUCUCCCCUAAUCCUAGUGAUUUUUGUAUAAAAUGAGAGGCAACGCUGUAUUUGAAAUCUCUGAAGUCUCCAGAAUUAUGUUAUAUUUAUCUUGUACUGCCCAGUCAUCAGUCACUUUUCCAAAUAGAACUUGGGUGGUGGGAAAAAAAUAAGUAAGUAGACACAUUGCUUGUUCUAACUUGGUAUAAGUGGAAUAUAUUUGUUAUCUGUGGCCGACCCAUUCAUUUAGAUCAUUUAUGGGUUGUUUGCCAAAUGGUAUGGGUGUCACUCACGUUUUCUCUUCACAAACCUGUAGAAGCCUAUCUUCUAAGCACAAGGAACUCUGAGCUAUUUGUGACCAGGCAGAGUUAUUUAACAAAAGAUUUGAUUUUUGACCAGAUUAUUGUACAUCAUGGCAUACCAAUGCAAGAAAAAUAGAUUGAUUUUUGACAUGAUUUCUUCAACAUAGAAAGUUGUGCAUUGAAUGGGCCACAAUAUAAAUACCAUCCAACUCUUGACUGGAAUCUGACUCUAAAUAACUUGCAGAACCCUGAAGUUUUCAUUUAUUUUUAAUGGAGCAUUUCAAUUUUAAGUUGUCUUUCACUGAUUUAGAACUGAUACUUCCACACUUGCACAUGCUUUCCAUAUGUUGUCUUUUAGUUUAUAAUCUCUCCAUUGAGGGUCUUAUUCAAAGGUCUUAACUUUGUGGAUCCCCUGUUCACUGAAAUUAUCUUGUGUAAUAGUCAGAGUGGAUUGCAUAAUCUAUUUUUAAAAUAUUGGGCUAUUAAGUGUUUAUCUCCUCCUUCUGUAAUUGUGUAUAUAUGGCGUAAUCUGUAAUAUGCUAUCCUCUGAAACCAUGAAAGGCGAAGUGCAGAAUUCAUGCAUCCCUAUUUGCUAAAUGUGUUGUGAGUAGUUUGAUCGUAAACUGAUUUUGAAAGCUUUGUGUAUAUUUCCAUGCCGUACAUGCAUUCCUGCAGUAUCCCAUGAAAGUAAAAUAAUAUAGCGUUACAGCUUUACCUUUCAUCCAUCUCCACUCCUUAUUCCCAUACGCACCGAUCACAGUCAGUGGAAGGAGUCAGUUGAUUGGUCUUGAACUCUGCUUCUGCCAAUACCACCAGUUGGAAAUACUCAUGGGAAUCUGUACAGUUUGCAACUCUCCCAUCAUCAUGUUGUCCCUGUUUUCCUCUCGCUGUGAAAGUGUUCAGCCUCACUUCCUACCUGUCCCCUCAGUGUUACGACCCAUUGGAAACUGUGUAAACACCCUGAAGGAAAACUGUAAACCCUUCCAUCUGUUUGUGGUGCAGCAACUUGGCAGUGAGCCACUGUGGCCACCUUGUCUUAUGACUUCUGAUAGUUGAUGAAGGUAGUCACAGCAGUUGAAACACUGUUUGCAAAGCAGUCAGAAGUCUGGUCCGUUUUAAAAUGAAGGUCCACUUAAACAAAAUUUGAAAAAGUCAUUUUCUUUUUAAAGCUUUCUGGUGAUUCACUAAGCAAUUUAAUGCUUGUUAACUAAACCGUACAAUUGUCAAUAGGAUCCAAUCGCAGAGGACACAGUGAGAGUUUCACGACCCAAGCUUCAAAGUUAGUCUUUCCAUGAAUAAAAUGUUUGACAAAUAUGCUUCAGAAUUGUAUUUUUCCAAAUUUUUGAGAAUACAAGGAUACCUAACUAUUUCACAGGCCUAAUCACUGACAGAACUAUUAAGCUUACUAUUUUUAAGUUUGGAUGUUUGAACGGAUUUGGUCUCAGCACUGUAAAGUGAGUAUGGUCUUCAACAGCCUCGUCCUCCGACUUGUUCUAAUUUAUUUGUGAAUGGCUCUUGGGUAACAUUUAGCCACACUAAAAUUACAGUACUCUUUCUGAGUUCAAGUACUGCAGUCAAUUUUUUAAAAAGCCAUUUCCUUGUUCAAAAAAAUAAAUGAAGUGGAAGGAGUAUUGAGGGGUCAGUAGGGGGGCAUCGUACACUUUGGUUUCAACCAAAGUGUUUUUAAAAACAAAGUGUGAGACUUUGAAAUAUGAUAUUCAUGUGUUCACAUGAAAUUUCUGUUCACUUUAUUUAAGAAAAGUACUAACCUAAUUAAAAUAAUCAGGCAGCACAUUUUCACACCAUUCCUGCCACUGAGCCUAGCUUGCCUCGCCUCAUUCUAUUAAGCCCUGGUUAUCUUCACGUUGAUCUUCAGUUCUCCUAACUCCUUCACACCACCAUUCAGCUCUCUUGUAGGCCCUGAUCCUCUCUCCCCUCUGAGUACUUGUUUAUGCCUUCCCUUUUUUGGGUUUCUCCCUUUUCAGAUUCCUGGCCUUCUCUACAACUUCCUCCUCAUUUCUUCCUGACUCUCACCUAACCCCUUCCUGGACUCCAGUAUUCCCAGAAUGCAUCAAUUUCAUUAAGGAAACAGGAAAUGCAAAAUUGCACAUACCACCACAUAACUGGAAGUAUUAUAAUUCCUACUCGGAAGUAAAUAUGGAAUGGCUAUUGAUAACGUUGUUGAUCUGCAUCCUUAAUGAUGACACAAUAGCUGGGCCUACAUCACACUAUUGCUCUAGGUUUAGAUUUAGUUAAAUUAAGCUUUUAGAAUUUUGGUUAUUAUUAGCUGUUAGGGUUAGUUGUUAGAGGCUUGUGUUUAAUUACAACACUUGGGGUUGGGGAUUAACUUUAGGGUUUGGGGACAAAAUAUCAGGGUUGCAAUUAAGGCAUAGAUGUUCAGAUUAAAGUUGGAAGUUAGUAGUUAGCAUUAGAGCUGGGGUCAGCACCAGGGUUAGAGAAACAAAUGGAAAUGUGAUGUCAGUAGACAUGCUCAGAAGAAUAGCACUUGGGACUGACCUUAGAUAACAGGACACCUGAAAUAUUAACUUAGUCUGGAUUAAUAUAAGGUGAAAUUUGUAUAAAUCUCCCUUUGAUUUCUAUUGUCAAAAACAGUUCAGCCACAGAAAAUUUCAACAGUUCUUUUGGAGGGGAAAGAAACAGAAGCUUCCUGUAAGUUUUUGAUUUUUUAAAAAAUUGCACAAGGCAUAUUUUGUUGUGUCUUGAAAGGUAGUGGAACAGAGUUCAAUGGAAACGUGUUGGAGAAGGAAACUAAAAAUGCAGGAAAUGGGUUGAUCAGUACCUAAAAACAAAAAUGACAUAUUAAUGUAGGCAGGACCUUGCGUUAGAGCAGAAGUUUCAAUUUUUUUCUUCAGACCUCCAGGAUUUCUUUAUCUCAGUAAAAAUACCAGAAUUGAACAAACAUUCUGGCUGAAAAUAAAUGGGCACCUACAAUGCUGUUGUUAAUUUUCUAUAAUGGUUUUGGAAUAUUGUUAUACCACAGUUUAGAAAACUUGUAAUGUUUUAUAUCUUUUUGCUCUCAAGGACAUUCCAAUGAAUCUGUGUAGGUUUUUUUUCUUUAACGUCUUGUAGUACUUUAUACCUUUUAACCUGUAAGAGCCAAUACUGUAUUUUGUAAGUGCUUAACCUGGAGGUGUGUGCAUUUCCGUCCCUGUCCUACCUAACAGCACCACCACCCCACUAAACAAAUUGUUGGGAAUUGCAUGGAAAUGUUGCAUUAGGUAUUUACCAAUUUGAUGUUGCAAUGAUGAACUUGUUAACACUGAGUUUGUAUUCUGUGUGCGUGAGUGUGUGUGCGUGUUUAUUUAAUUCGAUGAAUGCAAUUCCAUGUUAUGUAUGUGCAACAUUGAUGUAAUUGUCUUGGCAAAUAAACCUUUUGUUU
This is a messenger RNA of Stegostoma tigrinum, 5731 nucleotides long. RefSeq names its product vesicle-associated membrane protein 2 (gene vamp2). Gene Ontology annotation, biological process: vesicle-mediated transport; vesicle fusion; SNARE complex assembly. The record is from RefSeq and is a predicted model, not a curated record. Gene Ontology annotation, molecular function: SNAP receptor activity; syntaxin binding. NCBI's taxonomy places the organism in Eukaryota, Metazoa, Chordata, Chondrichthyes, Orectolobiformes, Stegostomatidae. The coding region runs from base 138 to 500 and encodes 120 amino acids. Gene Ontology annotation, cellular component: plasma membrane; SNARE complex. The transcript is spliced from 5 exons.